AUGGUGUCAGGACCGGCCAGCCGAGUCAUAACCUUUGAUCGCACUGUUCGACCAGACAAAUGCCAGGAAGCCAAUGACGGCAAUCCACCCUUCACAGUAGAAGCCAUCACCCGCACGUACUUCUACAGGCACAAGGCUUACGUCAUCGUCGGAGAAGUGAACAGCUUCGCUCUGGAGUUUGUGGACUGGAUGGUCAGUCGAGGCUGCCGGAAUCUUCUUCUCACCGCAAGUCACCGAACGUUUACGGGGUACCAACGUCUCUGCCUGCAUCGGUGGCAGACAGCCGGCGCCUCGGUAGUCGUCAGCGAAGCCGACGUGUCGAUUCCGCGCGGUGCUUUGCAGAUUAUCAAGGAAGCCGAAGCAAUGGGUCCUAUUGGCGGCAUCUUCAACAUUUCUGUGUGCCAUGAAGACGGCUGGGUAGCCGAUCACGCGACUGAGGUCUACCAAACCGACUACAAGACCAAAGCCGAGGGCAUGCGGCAUCUGGACGAGAAUUCCCGAAAAUUGUGCCCGUAUCUAGACCACUUUGUCAUCUUCUCCUCAGUCUAUUCUGGUCGUGGGACUUCGGGGAGGACGUUAUCCGGUUACGUCGACUCCACGUUGGAGCGCUUGUGUGAACGCCGCGUGGCGGACGGGUUCCCCGGGGUGGUCAUCCAAUGGGGCGCCAUCGAUGAGGCUGGCCUCGCCCGCGAAGCCCCGACCCAGGAAGCGGAAUUCGAGGCAACACAGCCCCAGUAUAUUAAGUCCGCCUUGGCGGUCGUGGAGAAGUUCCUCAACCAAAACCACCCCGUAUUCUCCAGCUUGGUCAAGGCUGAAGUCACUUCAAGUUCAGAGAAGAAACCAGAAAAGAACCCGCUGGUUGACUCGGUGGCGCGAAUUCUCGGCUUUCAAGAUUCGUCGAAGCUGAAUCAUAACACCAAUCUCGGCGAGUUGGGCUUAGACUCUGUAAUGGGCGUCCAGGCACUAACAGUCAUCGAGAAAUACACCGGCCUGGCUCUGUCCGUGCAUGGAAUACGCACGCUGACCCUCAAUGGAUUGCGAGAGAUGAGCAAAGAACCACGUGCAAAUUAAACUUCACGUGAAUGCGACAACUUCUUAUUCUUUCGUCCUUUCUUUCGAGAGUGAGAUGAGUUGACUAAAAAGUCUUUUCUGCGCCACCACGGUUAAAUUCGUAAUAUUUUCAAAUAAAAUGUGUGAAACUGUU
Molecule: messenger RNA, 1204 nt
Organism: Dermacentor andersoni
Lineage: Eukaryota; Metazoa; Arthropoda; Arachnida; Ixodida; Ixodidae
Source: RefSeq, a predicted model, not a curated record